CCCACAUCCACAUCCCAGUAUCCCCUCCCCGAGCCUCUUCAAGUUGAGUGCGACAAAGGAGAGCGGAGAGCAGAAUCGUCCUUCCCCUCGAUCCAUCACAUUAGAUUGACGAAGAGGAGGAAGAAUAACGAAAGAGACGCGAGACGAGAUCUCCGAUGGCAUCGAGGCUCGGCUCUCUCCCUCCACAGCUCGCCUCUACGUCUCUCCAUCACCACCGGCACCAUCUCCGCCGCCCGCAGUGCUCCGGGCAGGCUUCCCUCUCCUGGCGCCGCGCGGUAGCGCCAGCGCAGCUCGAUCUCAUCUCUGUUUCUACAUCUCCGGGCAGAUGUUUUGCACCAAUGCUGGUUAAAUGUAAUGCUCAGACAGCUGUUGCGACAAGCCUGUCACAGGGAACUCCUGUUAGACCAACGAGCAUACUGGUGGUUGGGGCUACUGGAACUCUGGGACGCCAGGUUGUUAGAAGGGCAUUAGAUGAAGGCUAUGAUGUUAGAUGUCUUGUAAGACCUCGACCAGCUCCUGCAGACUUCCUGAGGGAUUGGGGUGCUAUAGUUGUCAAUGGUGAUCUCAGCAAACCAGAGACCAUACCUGCAACUCUUGUUGGUGUCCACACGGUAAUUGAUUGUGCAACUGGACGCCCAGAAGAGCCUAUCAGCACAGUAGAUUGGGAAGGAAAAGUUGCUCUAAUCCAGUGUGCAAAAGCCAUGGGCAUUCAGAAGUAUGUAUUCUAUUCUAUCCACAAUUGUGAUAAGCAUCCUGAGGUACCUUUGAUGGAAAUCAAGCAUUGUACUGAGAAAUUUCUUCAGGAUUCUGGUCUAAACUACCUUAUAAUUCGAUUAUGUGGCUUCAUGCAGGGCCUUAUCGGGCAGUAUGCUGUUCCAAUACUAGAAGAGAAGUCAGUCUGGGGAACUGAUGCUCCAACUCGAAUAGCUUACAUGGACACCCAAGAUAUAUCUCGACUGACAUUUAUAGCUAUGCGUAAUGAGAAGAUAAAUAAGGAACUUCUAACUUUUGCAGGACCUCGUGCAUGGACAACUCAAGAGGUGAUUACCUUGUGCGAGAGACUCGCAGGGCAAGAUGCAAAUGUUACCACUGUCCCUGUCUCGAUCCUCAAGUUCACUCGGCAGCUGACUCGACUUUUCCAAUGGACCAAUGAUGUAGCUGACAGAUUGGCAUUCUCAGAGGUCCUCUCCAGCGACAUAGUUUUCUCGGUUCCGAUGACGGAGACGUAUAACCUCCUUGGUGUGGAUCAGAAAGACAUUGUGACGCUAGAGAGGUACUUGCAAGACUACUUCACGAAUAUCUUGAAGAAACUGAAGGAUCUUAAAGCACAAUCAAAGCAAACAGACAUAUUUCUGUGAGUACAUGUUCUAUCAUUUUGAGGAAGAGAUCACUGUAUUCUUCAACCCACAUUAGAUUCAUUACCUUGAAGAAUGUAAAGCUAAUCUUGAGGCUUGUGAGCUCGUAAUUAUAAAUACAGUUUGUCAGAUGAAAA
Messenger RNA from Musa acuminata subsp. malaccensis (wild Malaysian banana), 1492 nucleotides. Its product is annotated as protein HIGH CHLOROPHYLL FLUORESCENCE PHENOTYPE 244, chloroplastic. NCBI's taxonomy places the organism in Eukaryota, Viridiplantae, Streptophyta, Magnoliopsida, Zingiberales, Musaceae. The record is from RefSeq and is a predicted model, not a curated record.